Cucurbita pepo subsp. pepo (vegetable marrow) is the source of this 1778-nucleotide messenger RNA. NCBI's taxonomy places the organism in Eukaryota, Viridiplantae, Streptophyta, Magnoliopsida, Cucurbitales, Cucurbitaceae. The record is from RefSeq and is a predicted model, not a curated record.
AAUUAUUGCAAUUGCCCGGCAACCAGCAAUUUGUUUGACGCUCUCCUUUCACUUCCCGCCGGAGUAUGCGCCAUUUCCUCUCCGAUCACACGGAAUCGCUGGAGCUUAGUCUAUGGUUGGAUUGAAUCAGUCUGAGGGUGAACAGCGGCGCUGUCUUGUUUUCAUCGCGUCAAAACUGUACCAGAACAACCGAUUCCUAAUUUUUCAGGAGAAACUAAGGAUUCAAGACGUCCGAAAGCGAGGGCAGCGAUUUGACAUUUACUUCGCUGCUUGAAAUUGGGCUGCUGGAGAAGUACUGUAAGAGGUGAAAAUGCUGACAUGCAUAGUUCGUUCUAAGAAACUCGGAGAUGGCUCCUUGACUCAAAUUGAAGAAUCGGACUCCGUCAAUGGACCUGGGAAUAAGCAACAAUCUGUCAAAUCUCUGACAGGUCAGCUCAAAGACAUGGCGUUAAAAGCCUCCGGAUCGUACCGAACUUGCAACCCUUGCGCAGGGCCGAUACCGCAGAGUCGACUCAAGAACUGCAGCUCACAGUCAGAUGCCGACUCAGAGCGGUUCAAGUGGGCUUACAAGCGAUCCGGGAGCUUGAGCUCGACGAAAACGAGAACAUGGGGCAAGGAGAUGGAAGCGAGGCUGAAGGGGAUUUCAAGCGGAGAAGGAACCCCCAAUUCACUGAGUGGGCGCCGAGUUGACCCAGUUGUGUACGUCGAGGAGAGCGAACCAAAGGAGUGGGUGGCGCAGGUGGAACCCGGUGUGUUAAUCACAUUCGUUUCACUUCCUCGAGGAGGGAAUGAUCUGAAACGGAUACGUUUCAGUCGAGACGUAUUCAAUAAAUGGCAAGCUCAAAGAUGGUGGGCAGAGAACUAUGAUAGAGUUAUGGAACUAUACAAUGUUCAGAGGUUCAACCGGCAAGCCUUUCCUCUUCCAACCCCACCAAGAUCCGAGGAUGAGCAAAGCUCAAAAAUAGAAUCUGUGGAACACAGCCCUGUAACACCUCCACUAACUGCAGAACGCUUGCCUCGCAAUCUCCACCGUCCCAUUGGAGCGGGUGUGAGUUAUUCAUCCCCAGAUUCACUUGAAUAUCAGCCAAUGCAGUAUCGGCAGUACCAAGAUUCAGGUCUGACCUCCACUCCUAAACUCUCUAGCAUCAGUGGUGCAAAGACAGAAACAUCUUCCAUUGAUGCAUCCAUGAGAAGCAGUUCAUCAAGGGAUGCAGAUCGUUCAGGAGAACUAUCCAUCAGUAAUGCUAGUGAUCUUGAGUCUGAAUGGGUCGAACAAGACGAGGCAGGGGUUUAUAUUACAAUCAGAGCUUUGCCUGGCGGCAAAAGGGAACUCAGAAGAGUCAGAUUCAGCCGGGAAAAAUUUGGGGAGAUGCAUGCUAGAUUGUGGUGGGAAGAAAAUCGAGCCAGAAUACACGAGCAAUACUUGUAAGAGAAUUAGUGCAAAAAAUCUGGCAACGUGCGCUUUUCUAAAGUCCGAAAGAAGUGGUACUUUUUCAAAAUUUAUGAUCAUUGCCAUACUAGUAAGAAGUCUCCCUUAUAGAGAUCUUUCCAGUGCUGUUAGUGUUGGCAUCCUAUGAUGUUUGGGGGUAUACAUAUACAUGCGAAACCAAGUCGCGUGUAGUUUUCACGAUAUGUGGAUGUUAGAUUUUAAUUUUUUAAUAGCUUUUUUCCCCUCUGUCUUACAUUUUGGUUGAAGAGGCAUUGCCUCUAUGUAUUGUAGUAUGGUGGAUGUAAAACUUUAAUUCCUCAUGUGUCAAUAUCAAUGGAAGAGAUUAAGA